Molecule: messenger RNA, 818 nt
Organism: Spirometra erinaceieuropaei
Lineage: Eukaryota; Metazoa; Platyhelminthes; Cestoda; Diphyllobothriidea; Diphyllobothriidae
Source: the annotation of a GenBank genome assembly
AUGAUCGCAGCAGUGAAAUCAAUCCUUUGUCAGACGGAGGCAACGGAGGAGACUAAGAGUCUCAUCCAACACCAAGUGUCGUCUCUCCUGAUGGCCCACAGGCCGCGGGAAGUGCUUUCCAAGGUCGAACCUAAUGCGCUUAGAGAACUCAAGGCCGAUGAAGACGUGGUCAUCGUGCCAGCGGACAAAGGAAGCGCCACAGUUGUACUGGACAGGACAGACUACCUUCAAAAAGCCAAAGGUUUACUGGAGGACCUGCAGUUCUAUGUCCCAUGUGCAACGAACCCUGUAAAGGCGCUGACACGCAAUAUUAAUGCUACGUUGUUGGCCUUGGAGAACUCAGGUGCAAUAAUACCGACCGACAGACGCAUGGCGAGACCCCAAGUUACGGCUUUGGCCCGAUUCUAUGGCCUGCCUAAGGUGCACAAAGACGGCGCUCCUCUCCGACCCAUCGUGGUACUCUAACGUACCGACUGGCUAAGUGGCUGUUCCGGCGUCUUAAAUUCCUGACCGCUGAGUCAGACACCACGGUCUCUACGUCAGCACAAUUCCUGGGGAAACUCAAAGGGGUAAGCAUCCAUCCAAAUGAGGUCAUGGCAUCUUUUGGUGUUACAUCCCUUUUUACUUCUAUUCCCCAGGACCUGGUGAUCGAGACAAUUGAGCUGCUUCUACAAAGCAAAUACGAUGAAUCAGAGAGCCGUCUUGGGGACGCCCAAAUCCUUCAGCUCCUAAAGCUCUGUCUCAGGACGUACUUCACGUGCAACGGGACAAUCUACGAACAGGUGAAGGGCACACCAAUGGGUUCGCCGAUUUCGUGA